AUGGACUCUAGUAAGCGACGCGCUGAUGUAGCGGAGUCAGUGCAGGUAAUUGGGUUCGGCCGCCCAUGGCGAUUCUCUUACGGUAUCACUGCGGGAGAAGUGAUCGAUUUCAUGGCUCACAAGCUGGACCGGCCAGCCAAGGACAUAGCGAUCGAGGAUACCACUGGAUCCUUCAUAGUAAGCAGGCAAACUGAGCUGCUCCUCGGGCAUAGGUACGUUUUCACACUAGUGCGCAAACCAGAUACCGCUCCGAAGCGAACCUUUGCCGUAGGAGGUAUUACGGAUCCCCAGAAACACUACUACGUACCCCCUGAUGUUACUCAGCUUGUGGACAAGCUGAAGCACGGCAAGUAUUGUGUUCUAUGUGGCGCACGACAAAGCGGGAAGAGCACCAUGGCAAUGGCUGUGAAGAGGGAGUUAUCACUUGAUCCAGAUAUCUGUGUGGUGUAUUUGGACAAGGUGUCAGUGGAUAAAAGCUGGAGCAGGAACAGGUUCUGGGCUGCGCUUUGCGACCAUCUUCAUGGAAAAUGUGCUGAUUUGUUCCCGGCUAGGCUUACAGGCGAAGAAUGCACAGAUUGGAGCUUCAGGUCGUUGUUUCUUGUGAAGAACCUGCCGAUCAAGGUUACACUCAUUAUAGAUGAAGCCGACGCGUUGCUCUCAGCCUCUCCGGAUUGCCUUGACGAUUUCUUCAGCACUCUCAAAGGGAUUAGAGACGAUGACGACUACAACUUCAACGGUGUCCUUCUGGUUGGUGUUGAGACUGUCAAGGAUCUUCUUGAAGCUCAAUACUUGAGGCGGCCUGAAGAUGCAGCGGAGCUAAACAGGGUCUAUGUACCGAGUAGUGCGCCCAGCCUGUAUUCGCCUUUCUCGUACAGUUUCCUUUCGGAGCCAGUGAGGUUCUUAGUAGGCGAUGUUGAGAACCUGCUGCAGCAGGCACAAGCCGACCUCCAAGGAGUACAGAUUGAGAUUGAGCGGAUUGCUACGUCGGUCAUAGAAUUGACAGGCGGUCACAAAGGGAUAGUCGGUUCAUGCUUGGACUACUUGGUGGACAGGGAGCUGUGGACUAGCAGACAGUGGAUUGAGGCAACUGACUCGUUUCAUCUUUCGACUUAUGUUUUUGGACAGCAAACUUACUCUAAGAUUCUGUCCGCUUUCAAGAAGGGUGCAACUGGCCGUGACUUUGAUCUGCUCCUGUCGUUCCUUAAAGAAGACAAGCGUCACUGCAAUGAUCAGAUGGUGAUACUGGAGCUGCGGAAUCUCAUUGCUCAAGGUGUAUUAAUCGCACAGGAGGCAAAACCGGAUGGUUAUGACGUGCGGAUUUCUUCACCAAUGCUACGGAGUAUUAUAUUGCGAAGAUGUGUUAUCACGAGCGGUUCGGUGGACCCUCCUGCACAGGCGUUGCGCGUUGAUCCUCUGUGGGUUGUUUUCCAGGCAAUUAGAACUUUGGAUGGGGAGGCAUUGUGCAGGCCAGAGUGUAUAAAACGGACAGGGGAGUUAUCCAAGUAUUCUUACCAAUUCAUGUUGUUCACCAGGAUAAAGGCUGUUUUGACGCAAGCGUACCCCUUGGUUGAUGCGAAGCUCGUCCCUAAAGCUAAGAUAGCUGCGGAGUAUCUUGACAAAAGAGACACGCAGGAGCGGCUUGACAUCCUAGUCCGGAACAACGACAACUUUUCCAAGUUUGGCUGUGAGUUGGUUGUCAACGAUGAUGUGGAAGGUUACGUAUCGAAAGCCGAGCGGUAUGCCAAGCAGCAUUCUGCUCAAGUGUUUGUGAUUAAUGUCACAACGGAAGACUCGCCAAUAUUAGUCGUUCCAGAACACGGGUGUGUGGUUUUCCUUUCAGUACAGCUUUUUCCGAGUGGGAACAAGACCAGAGCUAAAGUAACCAUGGUGGAGACAUCGGACGUCCGAACGGAUUUCGAGUUGGAAAUGAAAAAUUGGGAUGGCAAAAUCUCGUUUGACUACCUAAUGCUGCCAAUGGGUAUGGGGGACGUGCAUGGUCGAGUUAUACUGGUUUGCAAUGAGGCCGGUGAGGCAAUUGAUGGAGGAGCUGGAGAGGAACGAAGCCGCGGGAGUGGAGUGGAGUCGCAAGGUGAGGACUCGGCCAUCAGCUUUGGUUCACGCGGGGAGGUCUCUCGAUCUAACACGGACGUGGCGACCUACCGUUUGGCCGGCGCCCAAGGCGGAGCACUGGAGUCUUUACGCGAUUAA
Molecule: messenger RNA, 2208 nt
Organism: Selaginella moellendorffii
Lineage: Eukaryota; Viridiplantae; Streptophyta; Lycopodiopsida; Selaginellales; Selaginellaceae
Exons: 3
Coding region: 1-2208 (735 amino acids)
Molecular function (GO): ATP hydrolysis activity
Source: RefSeq, a predicted model, not a curated record